UGUUUGUUCUGGACGAGACUUGCGGCCUCAUAAUGUCAGGAAGUCGCUUCCAUGGGUGCAAAUAUUGACAUUGGAAAACUCCCCAAAAUCAACACCUUAAUCCACUUUGCUCCCAUCUCAAAUCCCGGACAGUCGACCUUUUGCAACUGGGAAAACGGUCUUUAUAACUUGGUUGGUUUAAGCAUUAUGAACAUCCUGAAAUUUAAAGAAACCAGUGUGACCAAUGAGCAUUGGAACGACAGCGUCCUCGGAGUGUCUCAGAAAACAAUGGAACUGUUUUUGCCAAUGGCAGAGUGGGAUUCAUUGCGUAGCAUUGGCUCAAUGCGAUCCAUCUCGGACAAGUUCUUCUACAUUAUGCCAAUAAUCAUUGGGGUACCACAACUCCUGUUGAACUUGUAUGUCUUUAUUUCGGUGAUUCUGGUGACAUGUCAACGCCCCGGUUGUUCUCGUAAUCGACCUUCAAAGCGGAAUGGCGGCAAAAUCCCUACACACAUAUCUAGCUCUCAUAAGGCAGCUUUCAUUUUCAUUGCUAAUUUAGCUGCUGCAGAUAUGCUAAUGGUGGUUGUGGAGCUUUGCGUGGCCUACCUCCAGUUUACUACACAUUAUGGGAAGGGAUAUCAAGGGAUCUUGGAAUUGAACUUAGAUGACAUAUCCCAUGAAUUUGCCCAAUCUCGUCGAAUAGCUUGCAAUUGGCAAGUGGGUUUAUGGAUGUUUGCCAUUGCACAUACGUUGGCUUGCUCGCUCUUGAUUACCGUUGACAGAUACAUUUACAUUACCAGAGGUCUCAGGUACAACGUGAUCAUGACUCCAGCCAGAAUCAAAUGCCUGCUCAUGCUCUCCUGGGGAUUUCCCUCAAUUUGGACUUGUGUAUCAGUUCUUUUGUUCAACCAACAGAGAGAUGCCGAGUGUGUCGUGGGACAUAUCUUGCCGACUUUUCAUACUGCAGCAGUUUUGGGAACAUUGAUGCUCUUCCUUGUUAUCAUCUACGUACUGUAUGGUUUGAUCCUCUUCAAAUUCUUCCGAAGAAAGCGAGCUUUAAAACAACUUCAAGGCCAUGAAACGGUGGCUCCUCUACAAAGCAAUUCAACUCGUGUUCGCAUCCUAUUUCGGUCAAAAACUCAUCACGAAUUUUCAGACGUUCCUUGCACAAUGAUUGGUUUUGCCAGACAUGGUAGUGGUGAAUUGAAUCUUCAUUCACACUCGUUGGACAAUUUCAACACUAUUCAGCAUCCAUCUAGUGCCAAAUUGGGCAUCUUAGCCGCUAAUAAAGUUCGCUCUACAACGCUCAUUCGAGCACUGUCGUCCCUGUCGAAAUUCACCAAAGCAGCCAAAUAUGUUUUGAUCCUUGUCUUAGUUUUCACCUUGGCUUGGCUUCCAUGGAUCAUUAUCAUGUACGUUGACCUUGUGCUCCAUGGAACGGGUAAAUGGGAAACCUUCCUUGAAGAUAUCGAGUGCAGCGAGCAAUUAGAUCUUUCUCCCGAUCAAUUAAUGAGGCUACAAAUCUGCAUUUUUCAUGCCUUCUCGAAUCCCAAGAAGCUAUGCUACAUCAACACCAAAGAUACCUUAUUCCACGUUCCGCCCAAACACUUGUGCCGCCCGAUUAUGGAGGCGAUUCACGCUCAAAACCAGGAUUCUUGGCAAAAGAUCGCGUUAGUCAUCGGGGCCACGAAUUCCUUGCUAAAUCCAAUCAUCUAUGCAUUCUGGUAUGCGGAAUUCCGACUUCGUAUCCGGAAAGCAUGGCGAGAUCUCUGGUCCCGAAUUGUAUGCCAGUCAAAAGACCAUUAUUGAACAACAUUGUUUUUUGAAAAAUAUAC
Messenger RNA from Tigriopus californicus, 1814 nucleotides. RefSeq lists its product as uncharacterized. Gene Ontology annotation, molecular function: G protein-coupled receptor activity. Lineage: Eukaryota; Metazoa; Arthropoda; Copepoda; Harpacticoida; Harpacticidae. Gene Ontology annotation, biological process: G protein-coupled receptor signaling pathway. The transcript is spliced from 6 exons. Gene Ontology annotation, cellular component: membrane. The coding region runs from base 52 to 1788 and encodes 578 amino acids. The record is from RefSeq and is a predicted model, not a curated record.